Molecule: messenger RNA, 579 nt
Organism: Linum tenue
Lineage: Eukaryota; Viridiplantae; Streptophyta; Magnoliopsida; Malpighiales; Linaceae
Source: the annotation of a GenBank genome assembly
AUGGCAUUCGCCACUCACUCUUUCGCCCGCGAGUUCACCGUCGCCGCUCACUUCUUCGCCCGCGAGAUCAUCGCCGACCGUUCCAAAUCCCUAUCUGUCGCAACUCAAUCUUUCAAACUCCUUCGCUCGCAUUUAGCAGCUCUUGUACGAAGCUGUCUCAGACAUGGAGAAUCAAGGUGGCUCCCCAACCUGGUAAGUAAAAUCCAAGAGAGAACUUUGGUAUGUGCAGUAGGCGAAAAUGCAGAUAGUCGAAGUAGAUUUGCUGAUAGAGGCACCAGGGGAAGCAAGUCCAAUAGAAGUCCUCUUGUUCAAAAUAAGACAGGUUGCGUCAUCUCCAAUUCUGUCUCCACUCACCAUGAGAUGCUCGCCAGACAGCUAAACGAUCGCGUCAAGAGACGCAGUGAAGUAUUUCGUAUUGUUGUACUCCUGGUGAAGAUCAACUCCUGGCCUCAACUGCAUCUCCCCAGCAAGAAAGUGAUGUUACUACUACACCCAAGGCACAAUUCAACUAACAACGACAACAGUACACAAGCCAAGGAGAAACUCUUGACCAAGGAAGCUUCCCAAAGGAUGUCUUAA